AUGGUGACAAUGUUCGAGGUUGGGCAGGAUGUUGUAGUUGCCCAGAGACAGUGGCCUGGUGUGAACAAGGAGGGCGGACCAGGGAGGGUCUCGAAAAUCAACUCCGAUGGCACCAUAGCGGUUGCCUACAUCAUCGGCAACCGUAGCGAGGCUAGGGUACCACUGAAGUAUGUGCGACUUCUGGAACAACCCGAGGGGCCAACGGGGUCGACGGGGGGCGUUCGAAGCCGUUCGGCCACGAGGUCGCUGCGCGGAGCGCGGGCGGUUAAGGCCCCGAAGCAAUUCGACGAGACGGUGGCGAGGAUGUCGGCUUCAGCAACCGGCCCCGAGCUGCCGGAGCUCGCCGCAGGCACUCCCAAGUUCAUCCACCAGCAGGUGAAAGACAUGGAGAAGCUCAUCUCCAGGAUAGAGAAGGAGGACAGCUACGAGAUCUUUCGCACAGAGCUCGACCCUAUAGAGAAGCUGAAGGGCACGGAGGGAGCGGAGGGUGACGAGCAGAACGGCGGCGAUGCCGACCGGAGCGGGUUUGCAUGGGUGACCGCCGGACGCGGUCGAAGAGUUACUUCUUCUACUGCUGGUGGUGGUAGUGUUGGGAGUGAGGAGGGGGCUCCGCAGUCGUCGGACAAGAAGCGGGCAGGUUCGCCUGUCCGUGGCGAUGGGGGCAGCGGGGACGCGGGGCCGGGUCCGCCAUCGCGCAGGCGGCCUAGGAAAGGAUCGUCGGUGGCGGUUAACGGAGGGGAGCCUGCUGCUGCGGUGGCGGGUGCGGAUGUCCCUACCCCCCCUCGGCGUUCGCCGUCCACGGCUGUGGAGGAUGCCAUGAAUGUCGAUAGUGAGGGAAAGGCCGACGAGGAGGGCGAUUUGGCGGCAACGGGGCGGAACGGUGUGCUGCUGAAGGAGUCGCAGCACCCUGUCAAGCCCAAGGCGCCGCCGAUCAACCUUCCCCAGAUUAGGGAGCGCUUCGUAAGGGGUUGCUACGUUCCCGCGCCCGGGUCCUACUUAGUUCAAUCUCAAGAGGCCGUGCCUGCGCGGGGGGAGGCUAGCGGUAACCAGGCGCCGUUGCUGACGUCUGGGGACGACGACUCCACGCCUGUGGCAGCGGCAGCGGAGUCGAAAGCGGCGCCGACGGCAGCAGCGGCGGCAACGACGACGGAGGCCGAGACCACCGGCGGUAACGCUGCCGUCGCGGGUGCCUCGAAACGGUCGCGGAAGAGGCCAUCGUUCUCGAGAUCGGGGUCGUCGUCGCCACCCCUACCGUCCCAAUCCCCCAAGGAGGAGGCGACGGAAAAAGCGGCGGAAUCGCCGGCCCCCGCCCCCGCCUCCGGUACUGCUGUGACGAAGACGGCUUCGAAGGCUUCGAAGGCUUCAAAGCCGACCGGGAAAGCCUCGUCGUCGUCGCUGCAGACCCGGCCGACGCCGGUGUUACCCCUCACGAGAGACUCCGGGAGGCUCGGCGGCGCAGCGAAGCUGACCUUCGACUACGAGCCCCUGCUGGACUGGGCGGGGCUGCGCGCGGACAUCGCGGGGAUGGUGGGCAGGAUGGUCGAGUGGGCAGAGGACUGGAAGUCCGACAGGGAGCAGGAGAAGAACCAGCGGCGACAGCGACGGCGGCGACGGCGUUGUCGGGCGGAUGGCGGCGGGACCGGGGGCGACGCGAAAGGGAAGACGCAGGAAGCUGGGGGCGAGGGGGAGGCGGAGGAGGAGGAGGACGAUGAGGAGGGGGAGGAACACGUGCAGCAGAACUUGGAAGACGCCAAGCGGUUCUUGGCCAACGCAGACGAUCUGUACUCCAAGCACCUGGAACGGGCGGAGAGGGAGAGGUACGCCUACGCGGUUAAGCGGAGUGUGGAUGACCUCAUCAGGGAGAGCAACUUAGCGGCCGUACAGGGAGAGUUUCGGACGGAGCCGUUCCCGCUUCGAGUGUACCAGCAGUACCUGACGACGUACAGGCCGGCUCGUGAUCUUCGCCCGGAGGAUCGCAAGGCGAUCGAGGUGGAUCUGAUAUCCGACCUCCCCGACGGCUAUGUGACGGAGGCGCACGGCUCGAACGAUGACUACAGCAUCAGUGAGGCCUGGAUGCGGACUUACAUGAAGGAGUCAUCCGCUUCCAAAGCUGGUGCUUCCUCUGCUUCUACGACGCUUGCGAUCGCAGGGGAGGGGGCGACGCAAGAAUCGGUCGGGGGCGGUGCGAGCGGUGCCGAAAACGGCGGCAAUUUUCUCAACGACGAAGGCAUCCGGGCGCAGGUCUCGAACCUGUUGGAGAAGAUGUGCACCAUGGUCUCGAUCAAUAUCAAGAACGACAAGAACGAGGUGCAGAAGCAGCCCCUCACUCUGACAAGGUACAGGGUCAAGAGCGACUCCAAGGGUACCUCCGCGAACAGCAAGGGCGCAGGCGACAGCAAGGAUGACGUGGUGGUGCCUGCACAAGAGGAUGGCAGCCUAGGGCAGGCACAGCUUGAGGAGCGGAGCGUGUGGGGUAUCGACUGCUACACCCGCAGCAACGUGGAGCACAUGCUCGAUCUCACGCUGGGCCUCAGCAAGGAGCAGGCUCAGCACUGGAUCACUACGACCCUGCUCCCAGCCUUGAACCGCCAGAACGGGCCGAGGGGGGUAGACAUGCUGCCGGCACUCCGAGAUCUUUGCAAGGUCAUCCCGGACGGAGAGACGGAGGAAGAGCUGGAGGCCUCCAGGGCCCGCGCUGAGGCGGAAGAGUUCGAGCUAGGUCCGAAGGCCGAGGGGGAGGACUUGCUUGCCGCGCAGGCGCUGCUUCACGCUAUCGAGGGGCUCCAGCUGCUACACCAGGAGCACCGUGCAACCGAGUCGUUGGUCCGGUGUUACUUCCACAGCCACCCCAAGGGCACCGGGGUCAUCUGCAAGGCGAAAGAAGGACUCAAGGCGGACACGUUUGUGUCGGAGUACCUCGGGGACCUGUACCCGUCGUGGCGUUGGAACGAGAAGCUGAGCGCCAUCGAGGAGGCCAAGCUUAAGCACGGCCUUAAGCCAGACCUGCCCGACUUCUACAACUUCAUGAUGGAAAGACCCAAAGAGGACGCUCGCGGCUUCGGACUGCUUCACGUCGAGGCGGGAAACCACGUGGGCAACUUUUCGAGCUCCUUGUCCCACAGCUGCAACUCGAACUGCACGACGGCAACGUCGGUCCGGAACGGGAGGCUUUGUGUAACGCUCUCCACCACCCGCGCCAUUGCCUUCGGAGAGGAACUGACGAUGAACUACGGCGCCAUCACCUCGUGCGAGACGGAGUACGGCAAGGCAGUGUGCCUGUGCGGCUCCAACCUCUGCCAGCAGAGCUUCAUGACCUUCACGGGCAUGGACAGCUACAGCAAGAUCCUACGAGGACUGGGACCCCUCAUGGUCUUCCGCGGUCUGAUUCAGUCUGCUGCCGACACACCGAUAUCCUCGGGCGAGCUGGAAACGCUGCAGAAGUUCGGGCUGAAAAGCUCAGCCCUGGGCGACCUCUGCCCGAUCUGGCUCAAGAAGUUUGCCGCCAUGCAGCUUCGGUACGUGGAGUUCGAACGUCGAAAGCUUCCACCGACACUCAUGGCCUCCGGGGACCACACCUACCAGUCGGCCGACAUCGAGAGCCACCAGGUCAUGGACCGCCGCAUCCGCAGCCUGGUGGAAGUGCUGAGCGGGGUGUACCACUUCCUUCAAGAGCAGAAAACGGCGCACUCCCGCCCCCUCCCGGAGGGCUUCGAACCGCCCGCGCCGGCGGCAGGAGGAAGAGCGGGGGCGGCCAACGAAGACCCCGCGACGUUGGCGGAGAGACCACCGCUGAAGCUUCUGGUAGACGACGAGGUGGUGGAGGCGCUGUGGAGCGGGCGGCAGAGCAUGAUGCGGAGGCUGCUCCGGAGGCUGGAGGCAAUAUACUGUGCGAAAUUGGUCGUGGAGACGCCCGAUCCUGAGGAUAUUCAGCGCCGCCCUGCAAGAAGGGUGACGAGGAGACCUGCUAGACCGAGGGCAUCAGGGGGCGGGGGCACGUUGCGCGUUGCUGUUCCCCGUCGCCCGCGUGUGGCGCAGCCGGUGAUUUUGCGAGAGCGCAUCCUAGUGUGGGACAUCUCGAGGCGGAGGUGCAUCAUGCUUGAGGCACCCCCGCGUGACGAGCUGGUAGCCUGGCUUAACGCGCACCCGAACGCGGAGGUCUACACGGGACAGGGCGACCCACAUGACGGUCCGGGUGAGGGCGGGAUCAUGGCUGACAACGGCGAGCCGCGGUCCCAGCACGACAUCAUUUACCUCUGGGAUGCAAUCAAUCGGAGACGCCUGCCUCUCGAAGAGUGUCCAAAGAGGAGGAACGUGGCCGAAUUCAUCGCCGUCCGGCCGCACCUGUUCCUCUACGCCGGCCAAGACAUACCCGAGCAAAUCGCGUGGUACGGUGCGUGGGAGGCGAGGGGGGUCGCAGACGCCUACGCGGCGGUGACGGCCCUGGCGGGCGGGGACGAGGACGAGCGCAUCCCCCUGUGGAACACCGUCACCAAGGAGAAGGUCACCGGGAACGGCGCCGUACCGGAGAGGGCAGCGGCUGCUGUCCACCGCCACGAGGCGCAGUCGACGACAACAACGGCGGCAGGUGGGGCCGGUAGUCAUCAGGCGCGCGCUCCCGCGUCCCCGUCGUCGGUGUCAUCGCUGGAGACAGGGCGCGAUCACGACCCGCGCGCCCCGCAGACGGCGCUCUUGGCCAUGAUUGAUACCGCGUCCUCCUCCCUGAAUGGCUUCGACGGGAGCACGGUGUCGCCUAGGUCGGCCGGGUGGGCCGGCCAGUUGCAGCCGGGGACCGCGGCGGCGGCAGCCGCCGCUGCCGCUGCCUCUGCGAUGGUGAACGGCGGCUACACGUUCCACCAGCAGCACCACGCCCACCAAGCGCCCACCGUGAUCAAGCAACCCCUACUUGUUCAUCAGCAGCUGCCGCAGCCGCAGGCCUUGCAGCGCUGGGGUCAGCCCUCAGUGCCGCCGCUUCCCGCGGGGCCCGUUUGGAUGCCCCCGCACGGGAUCGCCACGGCGGCUGCGGCGGCAGCGGGGCCCGGAGGGGCGGCGAACGGGUUCAUGCCCGUUCCGUGCGCCCCUGGGUCCAUGGCGGCAGCAGCGGCGGUGACGCCCGAGUAUGCCUUCAACGGGAACUUGCCGAGGUUCCAACCUAGCAUCGCGUGGGGCGGGGGGUUCGUGGGGCAGAUGGGCGCGUGGGGCAUACCCCCCUCUGCCAUCCCACAGGCGGGGCUCGGCGGAGUUCCUACGGCGGGAUUAGAUCUCGCUGCGCUAGUGCAGACUCUAGAUGGCACCUCCAAGGCAUCCAAGAGGUUCAAGGGCAGGGGGGGUGCCGUUCUCAGGGGGCGUGGAGGCGCCGUGCUGAAGAACCAGAACAAAUCUCCCAGCCCAACCUCGUCAUCCGCGAACCUACAUGCCGGCGGCGGCAGUGGCGGCAGGGCGGCGGCGGCAAACGGAUCCGGGGCGGCACCCUCACAGACCGCGGAGCACCCGCGGCAAGGCCCCAGAGGGGGCGACGCGGAUGGCGGUGGCGUGGCAUGUAACGGGGAUAGUGGGGCCGGAAAGCGGCCCGCCGCGGACCGUGUUGCGGGGGAGGGGCUGGUAGGGCGUAAGAGACCCGCGGCUAGGAAGGGCAAGGGACCGGCGGUCAAGGGGCUUGUGGGUGGCAAAGCGCCUGCGGCCAACAAGCCGGUAGCGGGCGGCAGUGGGCGCGGCGUUAGCGACGCUGAGUUACAAAGAAUCCUGUCCGGGGGCGACCCCGAUGACCGCAUAUAUAUGUGGGACCCCGUGAGGGAGACCAAGUCGUACGGCGUGAGAGCUCCCAAGCGGAAGACGCUGCCCGAGUUCAUCAAGAGACAUCCCUUGUACGAGCUCUACGUGAACCAGGACUCGAGGGCGAAACCCGGCUCGUCUGGCUCUCGGCCUUCGGUAACGUCUGGCUCUCGGCCCUUGGCAUCGUCUGCCUCUCGGCCUUCGACAACAUCUGGCUCUCGGCCAUCGGCGGCCUCAGCGGCGGCCGGCCCACCCCCGUCGAAGCUCGCAGCACAGGAGACCUCUCCCGUCAAGACGACGACGAUCCGACCCCUGGACCGUAAGGCGUACAAUGCCGGGAGGGAUGUCAUCAUGAAGAUCCAGAGCAAGCUUGACAAUGAUGUGGUGGCCCACAAGGCUCAUCUCAAGAAGGCGCUGCUGGAAGUGCGAGAGCUGUUGCUCGGCCUCCGGACGCUGCCGAACGCCCGCAACAAGGCGGCAGCGGACGUCCUGCUCCUCCUGGCCCACACGAAGACCUUCGCCGAGCCAACCAACUACGCCACGGUGGUGGGGGACCCCGUCCAGGUCCUGGCGAAGGAGAUCGGCAACAACGUGCCCAAGGCGGUGCUUGCUCGUUACAAGACCGAGAAGCGCUUGGCGAUGCAAAAGAGAAAGAAGCGAGACUCGAGGGCGGCGGCUGCGCUGGCCGCUGCCGCCACCGCCACCGCCCCCGACGGAGACGCAAGAGGAGGAGGAGCAGCAUCAGCAAGGGUAGGGGCGGUAGACUCUCCGUCGUCUCCCCCGUGCACACCGUCCCGAGCAGAUGCUGGAGGUGAUGGUUUUGGUGGUGAUGGUGAUGGUGCUGCCUCUACUCCUGGGAAACCUUCCCCAGCGGGUGUGGCCACAGCCGCCGGUGACGGUGAUGGUAUGACGACACCUUCGGCGAGGAGGGCGGGAGCAGGGCAAGCGUCAUCGCCAGACGAAAAUGAAACCGCUUCGGGCGCUAGCGAUCCCGCCACCACCGCCGCCACCGCCGCCAUCGCCGCCGCCGCCUCCGCCACCGCCGCCGCCCCCGCUGGCAACGGGAAGGGAAAGAACAAGGCGAGGAGCGGCAGCCUCGCCCGCGCGUCGGCCAUGGUUAGGGCCAAGGCAGAGAAGACAGCAGCGGCGGAGGAAGCGGCUGCUGCUGCUGCAGCGGCGGCGGCGGCGGCGGCUACGGAUACUCCGAAGGUCGCGGAAAAUGGGAAAACCCCUGAGAAUGCCGCUGAAAAUGAGAGCGGAUCGUCCGACUGCGAGUCGGAGGCAACAGCACUCGCGAGCGAGGGGGAAGGGGCACCAGGAGCGGCGGCGGCGGGUACGGCGACAGCAGUGAACAGCGGCAGGAAGCAGCCGGCCGCAAGGGCAACGGCCGCCAAGUCUGCGUCGCCGGCGCCUGCAACCGGUGCGAAGCCUGCUAGCGUCGGCAGCAAGGGGAAGAAGCAGGGCGGGUGGAGCAAGAGAGCCAGGGCUCGACAGAGAAGAAGCACGCCGGCGAGGCCGAAACCCCCUCCGAAGCCGCAGGGACCGAAGCCGGGAGACGGGUGCCUGAAAGGAGACGAGGUGAUCCACGAGUACUGGCCUGUUUCCGGGCCUCACUUCGUUCUGGCACAGCUCCUGCAGUGGCACAAUGAUGGAGAGGGGGGUAACCCCAACGAGCCUUUCGACGACAAGCUCCGAGGUUGUGUCCGCCUCCCGGACGUCCUAGAGGCGUACGAGGGCAUCGGCAGCUACACCAAGGACCAGCGGAAACUCCUCGUGACCCACCUGGAAGACCCAGAGCAGAGAAAGCACCCCUGGCCCGCCAAGCUCGACGUCGCCUUCGGCAAGGAGGACCCGGAAGAGCUCGCUGCCAAGGAGGCCGCCGCCUCUGCCGCCGCCGCUGUAGGCGAAGAUCGAGGAGACCGUUCGGCGGCAGGAGACGCCGGUGCCGGUAGCGGCGGCGGCGGCGGCGGCGGCGCCGAAUCGGCCGCCUCCCCCAAGGGCGACGCGCCCGGCAGCGGCGGCAGCAGGGGACCGGGGGGGAAGUUCACCGGAAAGGGUAGACGCGCCGGGUUCGGUGGCAAGGGGGCAGGGGCGGCCGCGGGGAUGGCGGCCCCCGCCGGCGGGCUUGUGCUCCUCGGAAGCCCCAUGGUAGACGCGACUCUGGAGGACACGCAGGGGCUCAAGGAGGUGAUCGAGAUCUUGAAGCGGGAGACCGGGCUCUCGGAAGGCGCUAACGGGGACGAGGGGGCGAUCACUUUGAGGAUGGAGGAGGACGGGCCGCAGAACAGCACACCCACUCCGUGGGCUCAGUGCGACAGGUGCCUCAAAUGGAGGAGAAUACCCUGGCACAUCGACCCUGAAACGCUCCCAGAGUUGUGGACUUGCGAAAACAACACCUGGGAUCCAGAGACGGCCAGCUGUGACGUGGCAGAGGUUGUGGACGAGGAGGACAUGGAGGCCUCGGUCAUUGCCGGCUCCGCUAUCGUCGAGGAGAAGGCGCUAGUCGUGAGCUCUUGGAUCGAUGUUUUCUGCAACCAGACGCACAAGUGGUACCCCGCUAAGGUAAUCAAGGAAGACAGGGAGGGAGACCGCGUGCUGGUGCAGUUCUUCGGCUGGUCGGAGAGAUACAACCAGUGGGUGUCCAAGAAGAGCAAGGACCGCAUCCGCCGGGUACACACCCAUACCCAGGAGGUCGCACCCGCCCGCAAGUGGCUCAAUAAAAUGUACGGCCCGGGGUCCGGCGGUGGGUCCGAAGCGGAAAGGAGCGAAGCGGAGACCAAGCACCCGAAAAAGGGAGGGAGCGAUAGAGAUGGAGGUGCAUCAGGCAGCGGGUGUGGCUCCAACGACAAGCGAAAAGCCGUGGUGUUGGCGAAAACCGCCACACCAAAGGAUUUCGAAUCCGCAGCUUCGGCGGCGGCGGACCGCGCGGUCCACAGCAAGGCGGCGGAGCACUUCCGGAGCUGGACCUCCAACGGAGACAGCGAGGGCGCCGUGGCGGCGGCGACGGCGGCGGCGGCGGCAGCGGCGGCCCUGCUGAAGCGGGGCGAGACCCCUUUCAAGCAGGACGAAGCGGACCACGCCAAGAGCCUGCUGUCCGGGCUGGCGACUGCCUUCCAUUCGUCGCCGACGAGGGUGGCGAAGGAGACCUGGAAGCGAUCAUCGGGCGGGUUUGGCGACUCGCCAGCGGAGCAAGACAACGGCCGUGGCAGGAACGGAGCGGAGGCCGGGGGGCGGUCCAUGCUGACCAUCUCGGCUCGGGACAGAGACCUCGCCCACUCCCCGUCGUCGUCGGUGUCGUCUUCGCCGGUUAGGGGCAAGCGGGUCUCGCCCAUGUCUUCCCCACUGUCCUCCAGGAUGAUGACCCCUCACCUGUCCAUGGACUACCACCGGUCCGAGAGCCCGGGAAUCGGGGACUCCGCUGCUGGGACUGAAAAUGGCGGCGACCCCGCUCGGACGGAGAACGGCGACAGUCAAGCAGCCGUAGAUCAUCAGCACAGCGGUGGUUCGAACGGCGAUCAAUCGCACGACGGCGGAAGCGACCGCGCGGACGAGUGCAACAACUCGGGUUGUCUCGAGGGUGGGGAUGGCCAUGCCCCGAAGACGCAGCCUCCUUGCUCUGCGUCCCCUCUCCUGCGCAGCGCCAUCAACGGAAACAGCAGCGGUGGUUCGUGUGCCGCCUCCGCGCCCUCCUCCACCACGGCGGAAGUCAAAGGCACUCGGCAAGAUGGGGAAGACAAGGCCAAGGGCGACGACAACGCCAGGGACGACGCUGCCAAUCCCAUGGCAGGCGAAGGGGAAACCACUCCCAGCACCAACACUAGCCGAAGCAGCAGCAGCACCACCGGCAGCAGCAACAACAGCCCUACGGCUUCCAACUCUGCUGACAAGCCAAGCUCCCCGGUCUGCCCGCGCCUCCCGACACAGGCUGAGGCCGUUGACGGCGACGCUUGGGCGUGCAACGGCCGCCGGGACGCCCGAGUCCCGGUCCGAGUGCCCCCCACCCUGGCCUGGAACCCGCCCCCAUCCGACCUCGCCUCCGGAGGCUUGCAGCGCUCUUGCAAGCGACGCAAGAUGCUCAGCGACGUCGCUCCUUCGCCGUCCUCGUCCUCCUUGACGCCGGGCCUGAUGGAGGCGGAAGGGUGUGCUGCUACGGCGACGCGUCGGCCUUCUUCCGCCAGCGCGCGAAUUGCACAAGAAGGUCGGGGGGCGAUGAGGAGAUCCCUCAACGCUCCAAGAUUCAAGUGCGCGGUUUCACGCAUGUUCACAAGACGAAGAAGAGGGAGUGCCUGCGCAGAGGGUUUUCUCGGGCAUGACAAGGCCGCCACACGGGUACGAUUCCAUAGUAGGCAAGCGGGGCGACUGGACGAGGCGGAGGAGCUGCUAAGGCGCUGUCUGGCGACUAGUGUGGCUAGACUGGGUGAAGAUGACAUCAAGGUCGGCAAAGUACUGCACCAACUUGGUGUUUGCGUUCAAGCGGUCGGGCGACUGGACGAGGCGAAGGAGCUGUUCGGGCGCCGGCUGGCCAUCUUGCAAGCCAAGCUGGGCCGAGAAGGACUCGAGUUGGACCACUCGCUCUACUGCCUUGAUCUUCGACAAGCUCAGUUCUUUCGAAGCGAACACCUCAUCUCCUCAACGACGUGGGAGUGUAACUUCUGA
Messenger RNA from Ectocarpus siliculosus, 10425 nucleotides. The record is from the annotation of a GenBank genome assembly. Lineage: Eukaryota; Phaeophyceae; Ectocarpales; Ectocarpaceae.